UUUUGGUCAGAGAAUUCAGAGAGGUAAGAAGUCUCUGGUGGCUGCUUCUCUGAUCUUUCAGCUUUUACCCUGAUAUCUGACUCUGGGUUUUUAUUGAUAAGACUAAUUAGAUUAAUGCUUCACUCCACUGGUAGGAUGUACUGUGGACUGCAGUAGCCGACUACCUGACCAGGAAGGACCCUCAGGAGUAUGGGCACACUGACCUCUGAAAGACAGAUGAUUGCUGGUGCCCAGCCAGCUGGGGAGAGGGCAGGGAUUAUAGUCACACCCCCAGGCUUAGUCCGUGCUCUUCCCAGGGCCUGAGACAGCUGCUAGUGAUUCCUUCUGCGUCCUCUGUGCCACUGCUGACGCCUGUCCUCAGCAGGAUGGGGCCAGGCCUGACCACCAAAUCAUGCUGGCAUUGUACCACAUGGGGUAACGUGGGAGGCAGGGCCAGGGGGAUUAGAAAUCUCCAAGCACAUCACACGCUGCCAGGGGGAUGCAGGUUACAGCUGUCUUGCCGACAGGAGUCUUUGGUUCUCCUAGCUCUUGCAACUGGUGACAGCCCUCAAGGUGACUAACUCUGUGUCGGGGGACACUUGGACUCCUUACAGUUCUGGUGCUAAGGGACCACUUCUGAAGCUGGAGAACCCGGGGGAGGGUUCAGCAGCCAGAUGCCCAUGCUGAGCACCUACUCCCUGAAACCUGUGGCCCCGCACAUGCCACCUGGGACCUCGGAGUUUCUAGGCUGCCAGCGGCGCCACACACUCCCUGCAAGCGAGUUCCGCUGCCUCGCUCCGGAGGAUGCCGUCAGCGUGUUUGAGAUUGAACGUGAAGCCUUUAUCUCUGUCUCCGGUACCUGUCCCCUCUACUUGGAUGAGAUCCGACACUUCCUAACCCUGUGUCCAGAGUUGUCCUUGGGCUGGUUCGAGCAGGGUCGCCUUGUGGCCUUCAUCAUCGGCUCACUUUGGGACAAGGAGAGACUUACUCAGGAGUCGCUGACCCUACACAGGCCUGGAGGCCGCACAGCGCACCUGCACGUACUGGCAGUGCACCGCACCUUCCGGCAGCAAGGCAAGGGCUCCGUCCUGCUGUGGCGCUACCUGCACCACCUGGGGAGCCAGCCCUCUGUCCGUCGGGCUGUGCUCAUGUGCGAGGACCCACUGGUGCCCUUCUAUGAGAAAUUUGGCUUCCAGGUUGUGGGCCCGUGCGCCGUCACCGUGGGCUCCCUCACCUUCAUGGAGCUGCAGUGUUCCUUACGGUGCCACGCCUUUCUGCGCAGAAACAGCGGCUGCUGACCUAAGCGGCCCUCUUGGGGGUGAAGAGGUGGGAGCAGCAGGCUGGGGGCUCCUGUCUAACUCCCACACCACGCCCUCCUCCGAGGUGGCUUUACCGCAGCACAAGCUGCCGUCUGUCCCCAGAGGAGCUCUCGCAUUCUGAACUGUGCCGAAGCACAGGAUGGGAAACCAGAGCAGUGGGAGGCCUGUCCCCCACACCUCCUUCUCUACCUGCCCUGUUUCUGCAUUCCAGUGCAGUGCCCUGAUUCUUGGGGUCCUUGCUCUUCCAGACUGAUACCCCUUCCUGGCUCCUAACUGGAAAUGGGGGUCAGCCAGGAGGUGAAUUUAAGAAGCACCUGGGGUCGGGAUCUGUGAAUGGUGGCAACCUUGGGGUAGCAGGGUGCUGCAGGGCAACACCCCACUGCGCUUGGGCACCAGUGUGCCUGCCCACCCCCUUGCCCAGGCUUCCCUCUAUCAUGCUCCCCCCCCGCCCCGCAGCCCUGGUAAUGAAGCAGCUAUGUUCCUGUGGCUGUGGCUCAUGGGUGUGUGCAGGGGCUUCAGAGUGAGCUGAUGGAGGAUCAACGCCACCUGACCUUCUGCCAAGAGCACCUCUGCCCAAACAGGCCAUUCCUGCACAUGGCCAGCCCUCUUCCUGCCCUGGAGCAGAGGCAGAGCAGUCAGGGUUGAGAUCUCAGGGUGCAACCCAAUCCUCUCAGAGUUCUCGGUGUCUCCAUGGUGAUCUCAAUCCGGUU
This is a messenger RNA of Myodes glareolus (Bank vole), 2008 nucleotides long. It is a transcript of the gene Aanat, whose product is annotated as aralkylamine N-acetyltransferase. The record is from RefSeq and is a predicted model, not a curated record. Lineage: Eukaryota; Metazoa; Chordata; Mammalia; Rodentia; Cricetidae. Gene Ontology annotation, molecular function: aralkylamine N-acetyltransferase activity. Gene Ontology annotation, cellular component: cytoplasm. Gene Ontology annotation, biological process: melatonin biosynthetic process; response to light stimulus; circadian rhythm.